UGCUGAGUUGCCGCUGCAUACAUGUCCAAUUAGUUUCGUUGAGCUAGCUAUUCAGGGACAUCUCUGGCGGCAGACUGCUGUUACCGUGCCAGACAAGGAUCAGAGUUUAGUGCAAUAACCAUGACGACAGAAAUCUCCACCUCCAUAAACAUCAAGGAGCCUCGAUGGGACCAAGGGACGUUUAUGGGCCGGGCCAAACACUUCUUCACCGUUACCGACCCCCGCAACGUCCUGCUUACCAACGAACAACUAGAGAAUGCACACAAAGUCAUCAGUGACUACCGGCAAGGGGUGAUGUCCCCCGGACUGACAGAGGACGAGCUAUGGAGAGCCAAGUACAUCUUUGACUCAGCCUUCCACCCAGACACCGGAGAGAAGAUGAUCCUGAUUGGCCGCAUGUCGGCUCAGGUCCCCAUGAACAUGACCAUCACUGGCUGUAUGAUGACCUUCUACAAGACAACUCCAGCUGUAGUCUUAUGGCAGUGGAUCAAUCAGUCCUUCAAUGCAAUAGUCAACUACACCAAUAGGAGUGGAGAUGCUCCUCUCUCAGUUAAUCAGCUUGGCACAGCCUAUGUAUCUGCUACCACAGGGGCAGUAGCCACGGCUCUAGGACUAAAUGCACUAACAAAGCACAUAUCUCCCCUCGUAGGGAGGUUAGUUCCCUUCGCUGCUGUUGCUGCUGCUAACUGCAUCAACAUCCCCCUCAUGAGGCAACGGGAACUGAAACACGGCAUUCCGAUAACAGACGAGAACGAUAACCGGUUAGGAGAGUCAAGCACCGCCGCUAAGCAGGCUAUCUCCCAGGUGGUGGUGUCUAGAAUCCUCAUGGCCUCUCCUGGAAUGGCUAUCCCUCCGUUUUUAAUGAACACCUUGGAAAAGAAAGCCUUCCUAAAGAAGUUCCCGUGGAUGAGUGCACCUAUUCAAGUGGUCUUGGUGGGAUUCUGCCUGGUGUUCGCCACUCCACUGUGCUGUGCACUGUUCCCCCAGAAGAGCUCUAUGUCAGUAAGCCGAUUGGAGCCAGAGCUUCAGGAGAAGAUCCGUGUGAGCCACCCCGGGGUGGAGAGGGUCUACUUCAACAAAGGACUAUGAGUGUCCAGCCCACCGCCAACCCUCCUGCACUGCCAUACUACCCUCACACCAUCUGUAUUGGUGGCAGACACCAACAACCCUCCUGGCUCUGCCAUACUACCCUCACACCAUCUGUAUUGGUGGCAGACACCGCCAACCCCCCUGGCACUGCCAUACUACCCUCACACCAUCUGUAUUGGUGGCAGACACCGACAACCCCCCUGGCACUGCCAUACUACCCUCACACCAUCUGUAUUGGUGGCAGACACCGACAACCCCCCUGGCACUGCCAUACUACCCUCACACCAUCUGUAUUGGUGGCAGACACCGACAACCCCCCUGGCACUGCCAUACUACCCUCACACCAUCUGUAUUGGUGGCAGACACCGACAACCCCCCUGGCACUGCCAUACUACCCUCACACCAUCUGUAUUGGUGGCAGACACCGACAACCCUCCUGGCAGUGUCAUACUACCCUCACACCAUCUGUAUUGGACGCAGACACCGACAACCCUCCUGGCACUGUCAUACUACCCUCACACCAUCUGUAUUGGUGGCAGACACCGACAACCCUCCUGGCACUGUCAUACUAUCCUCACACCAUCUGUAUUGGUGGCAGACACCGACAACCCUCCUGGCACUGUCAUACUAUCCUCACACCAUCUGUAUUGGUGGCAGACACCGACAACCCUCUUCCUCAUUCUGUGUGCCAAAGUUAAGUUUUGCUUCUCAUCCUCAACUGCCCUCCUUUUUCUCCUCCACUCCACAGACAGAAUCCCUUGUUUCCCUCCUCCCCUCACACUCUCUCCGUCACCCUCUCUCCGUCACCCUCUCCGUCACCCUCUCUCCGUCACACUCUCUCCGUCACCCUCUCUCCGUCACCCUCUCUCCGUCACCCUCUCUCCGUCACCCUCUCUCCGUCACACUCUCUCCGUCACCCUCUCUCCGUCACCCUCUCUCCGUCACCCUCUCUCCGUCACCCUCUCUCCGUCACCCUCUCUCCGUCACCCUCUCUCCGUCACCCUCUCUCCGUCACCCUCUCUCCGUCACCCUCUCUCCGUCACACUCUCUCCGUCACCCUCUCUCCGUCACCCUCUCUCCGUCACCCUCUCUCCUCUCUCUUUCUGUUUGCUUUGUUUGCUGCUAUGUGUGAUUUAUUUUCAAUUGCAGAAGAAAUUGGUCUCGUUGUUAUUCUGGCACUGUGAUGAUGGUGAUUUAUAGUUGGGUCUGUGUACAAUGGUUGUUGUUUUUCUAUUCCCAUGCAGUUGUUUUAAUAGUUGACUUUUCUGUCAAUUGUAUUUUUUCUGCCAAAACAUUUUCAUAUUCAAAACAGUUGUUUGUGUUCAGUGGAGAACCAGGGAAAAUAACAGGGUCUGUGUUCCUGUAUUUGUAACAAUAGCAGUAAUCAGUAUUCGUCAGUCUUAAUCUAACUAUGAUGCCUACUCCAAAAUUAAGUUAAUUUAUUUGCCAAAUCUCAAUAACGGUUUGUGAGACCUCUCAACAAUACACAACCUCUUGACAGUAAUAUAUUAGGGUCAUUUCAGAGAAUAACAAUAUGGCAUACAGUGCAUUUUAAUGAAUUCAUAUUUGCCAAAUGAGUGAACUUUGCCAGGGCUGUGUCCCAAAUGGAAUCCUAUUCCCAUAGGGCUCUGGUCAAAAGUAGUGCACUAUGUAGGGAAUAGCGUGCCAAUUUGGAUGGUAUCUACAUUGGUUCCAUGACCAGGGUUUACUCCCCCUAACAGUGUGAGAUCUUUUAAUGGUCUACAAUAACCAUCAUUAUGUAUAUUACUGGUGCUUUUGAUGCAAUAUCUUCAUAUAAUUGAUGUUUAUUCCAGACUGUCUAUUUUGGUUCCCAAACCAUGCAUGAACAAACCACUCCUCAUUAGUGUGAUAAUAGGCAUAUGGUUGGUUACAGGUGUUUUUCAGACAGUCAACUAGUCUGUCUGUAUCGUCACUUCAGGCACAGGAGGUUGGUGGCACUUUAAUUGGGGAGGGACGGGCUCGUGUUAAUGACUGGAGCGGAAUCAGUGGAAUGGUAUCAAAUGCAUCAGACACAUGGUUUCCAUGGUUUCCAGGUGUUUGAUUCCGCUCCAUUUGCUCUGUUCCGGAUGUCAUUAUGAGCUGUUCUCCCCUCAGCCGCCUCCACUGCUUUCAGCGUGGCAUCCGCUGCAUCUGUGUUUCAAAACAAUGACAGAUCUUAUGUUCAAAAAAAUACCUUUAAAAUUAAAAAAAAAAAAUUACUUCUAGGGGGGGGGGGAAAUCUCCCCCUAAAGCAGAAUCCGUCUUGCCUUGAAAUGAAAGUAGCGAUCCAUUUCAAGGUGUGGCACAACGUUAUGAAACGUUGAGUGUUGUUUCUUGAUAAAGAGAAAAGCCUUGCGGUCCCGAAUGCUGACCCAGUCAUGAGACAACCCACAGACCUUGCUGAACCAUGUGCCAAAGAGAUGAUGGUAUGUUUGUUUUAUUGUGCUACUCUGCUGCUGUCUCAGGCUAGCUAGACCAUCUCUCAGGCUAGACAAAAGCGCAUCAUGUCUUGUGCACGUUUGUCAAUCCCUAAUUUAAAAUCUAUAUGACAAAGAAUUCGUGGAAUAGUGAAUGAUUGACCUGCUGAAAGAUUCACUCAAAUGCACCGUUAUGGUGUUAAACUCGGGACCAAAAUAACAUCAACAAAACCUCCAGGUCGUCUACUGGUCCAGUACUGUCAGACUAAAGGAACUCUGGAUAAUAGCAUUAUCAGUAACCUUAAACACACACACAAUAGACAGAUUGCUAUUUUUUUUAUCCAGUUUAUUCCAGAGUUUAUGUCUAAGAAGUAAAUGGAAGUAAUACUUAAAAAAAAAAAUGUGUUUAAAAUAAUUAUUGUGAACAUUCCGUUUGGUUGAUAAUAGUAUCCUCCGUUUUCAUCGCAUUAUGUGAUUUUUGUAAGGUGUUUUAAAUGUUUUAACUAUGAAAAAUAUAUCUACCAGUAUUGACUUAUAUGGUUUUUAUUUAAGUAUUUUCAGAGAGAAUCCUGAAAAUUACAGAUGUUAGGAAGAGGCUUUGAGCGAUGGAUGUUUCAGUGUACUUCAGUAGUUAAAUGUAGCAUCGGCAGAUCUAAUUCAAACUGAGCCAGGGAUUCAAUCCAAGGCGUGUUAUAGAGCAGUGGAUUGGACAGACACUGCACCUUUAAAAGGCAAUUUCUCUGACGUUCAAACGGUAAACGCUGACAGUAAACGCUGUAAAUGACGUUAAAGUGGUCUGCUCUAUAACGUGCCUAGGCUUGAAUCACAGUCUCAGCAUCUAUUCAUUGUUUGAUGUUUUUCAUAUGUAAAACUGAAUGCUAUAUUUGGAAUAUUGUAAUUGAUGGUUGAUCAGAGAUACUACAUAUUUCUAAUUAUCAGUAUUUCAAACUUAAAGUUCUAUAAAUGAUUUAUGUGAUGAAGCACAUUCAUUAAUCAAAUAUAUUAAUGUAACUUUAAAAAGCAACAAUUAGUGAGAGAUAAGCACAAUGGAUUCUAAAAACGGAAUAUUUGUCAACCAGCGGACAAUGUAUUCGUGUCUCUUUAACUUGAUGUACCAAACCCCAAGAAAUUCCACACAAACCUGCCCGAACAAACCUUAAUUACUACAAAUUAUAAGUCUAUACAAAAUAAAAGUCUUACGUAAAUAUCAAUCAAUGUUUUACAGGCCUACAGUCUAUCUGCCAAGUCAAUCUGCUGCAAUGUCAAUCUAGCCAAAGUGAUACAAAUACACUCAAGAGGAAUACGUCAUGACAGUUUACAGUAAUCUAAUUUGAAAUGGGUAUUUUUAGUAAAGGGUAUUCUGGAAUAUUGAUAUUUAAUAGUUUUUUUUUUCAGUAAAUUUGGGAUGUUGUAAUGUCUAGACUAACUGGAUGAAAUAAAAAAUAAUGAAGUCUCAAAA
Salvelinus fontinalis (brook trout) is the source of this 4965-nucleotide messenger RNA. Its product is annotated as sideroflexin-1. Gene Ontology annotation, cellular component: mitochondrial inner membrane. The record is from RefSeq and is a predicted model, not a curated record. Gene Ontology annotation, molecular function: monoatomic ion transmembrane transporter activity. NCBI's taxonomy places the organism in Eukaryota, Metazoa, Chordata, Actinopteri, Salmoniformes, Salmonidae. Gene Ontology annotation, biological process: monoatomic ion transport; serine import into mitochondrion. The transcript has 11 exons. Bases 121 to 1089 code for a protein of 322 amino acids.